AGCAAUGUUUAUUGAUUGAAAAAACCGACUGUUGAAAACGUUUCGUUAUUCGCGUUGCGGAUUUGAUUUAACUAUUUUCGCUUUUGUAACAUGUAACGAUACAAAAACACAACUGUUCGUAUUUUUUCUGGGAGUUGAUUCAACGAGCAAACAUGGGCGUCACAAUAUUGCAACAAUUCCCUAUGAAAGAAAAUCGCACUGGCGCCCAGAUAAUUGAAUUUCUUACAAAAAGGGUGAAUGCACUUGGUGCCAAACAAUGUGGUACGUUUCUCGUCGAUUGCGAAACUUACGCGUCCAUACCGCAAUUAGGUACCCAGCGAACGUUACACGUGUUUCAUAAUUCGGAACAACCGGCAUCGGUGUUUGCCAUUCUCGAUAACGGUAAUGGAAAAACAGUGCCUGUUGUGGCAGAUGGGUUGUUUGAUUUGCUUUUGAUGAAGAUGUCUUCUGUGUACACUUCCAAAAAAUCCAAAGUUGAAAUAAGGGGUCCUCGAUUUGAGCUGAAUGAUUUUGUCAUUAAAAUUGGUGCAAUAAAUAUCAAUCACAAUGUCAAGGGCAUCAUUGUAGAGGCAGAGUACAGGCCUUGUGUCGUAUUUGGCUUGUGUUGGGAUAUGUUACGAGAAUUUCUACAAGGAUUUUUAGGAUCAUGUGUGUCAAAUGUUCCUCCACAUUAUUUUCAAAAUCGUACAAAUGAUAUAUUUCAACCACUGGAUACCAUUCAACAAUAUUUAGAUCACAUUACCAUAUACAAAAAAGCUACCGGAGUAUUACAACAGUAUAAUAAUACCAAUACGACUUAAAUAAACUCUUAUUAUUCUAUAAUAUUGUGAAAAAUUC
Molecule: messenger RNA, 837 nt
Organism: Sipha flava (yellow sugarcane aphid)
Lineage: Eukaryota; Metazoa; Arthropoda; Insecta; Hemiptera; Aphididae
Gene: MED20
Product: mediator of RNA polymerase II transcription subunit 20
Exons: 5
Coding region: 153-800 (215 amino acids)
Biological process (GO): regulation of transcription by RNA polymerase II
Cellular component (GO): mediator complex
Molecular function (GO): transcription coactivator activity
Source: RefSeq, a predicted model, not a curated record